Erinaceus europaeus (western European hedgehog) is the source of this 4177-nucleotide messenger RNA. It is a transcript of the gene ACTN4, whose product is annotated as actinin alpha 4. The transcript is spliced from 20 exons. Lineage: Eukaryota; Metazoa; Chordata; Mammalia; Eulipotyphla; Erinaceidae. The record is from RefSeq and is a predicted model, not a curated record. Gene Ontology annotation, cellular component: cortical actin cytoskeleton; cell junction; plasma membrane. Gene Ontology annotation, molecular function: calcium ion binding; actin filament binding. Gene Ontology annotation, biological process: muscle cell development; actin cytoskeleton organization. Bases 106 to 3042 code for a protein of 978 amino acids.
CGGGCUGAGCAGCUAAAGCGGCGGCGGCGGCGGCGGCUCGGGCAGCAGAGGGGCGGGAACUGAGGCGGGAGCGGACCGGCUGGUGGGUGAGCGAGAGGCGGCGGAAUGGUGGACUACCACGCGGUGAACCAGUCGUACCAGUACGGCCCCAGCAGCGGAGGCAAUGGCGCCGGCGGCGGGGGCAGCAUGGGCGACUACAUGGCCCAGGAGGACGACUGGGACCGGGACCUGCUGCUGGACCCGGCCUGGGAGAAGCAGCAGCGCAAGACCUUCACAGCCUGGUGCAACUCCCACCUGAGGAAGGCUGGUACACAGAUUGAGAACAUCGACGAGGACUUCAGAGAUGGGCUGAAGCUUAUGCUCCUCCUGGAGGUCAUUUCUGGUGAGCCUUUAUUCCCACACCCCCCACAAAGGACGGCUCACUCCUGGGGUAGGCUCCCUGCCACAGCCCAUCCCUGUGCUUCCCGGAUGAGAGGCACUAGCCUGCCGGGGCAGGUCCAGAUGCCGUGGUGUAUUAUGUUUUGGAGGAAAGUGGGAGCCCUGGACGUGCCCUUUCUCUCACUCUCUCUUUCCCACCUUCCAGGGGAGCGGUUACCUAAGCCAGAGCGGGGCAAGAUGCGAGUGCACAAGAUCAACAAUGUGAACAAAGCACUGGACUUCAUUGCCAGCAAAGGGGUCAAGCUCGUCUCCAUUGGGGCAGAAGAGAUCGUGGACGGCAAUGCUAAGAUGACUUUGGGGAUGAUCUGGACCAUCAUCCUCAGGUUUGCCAUCCAGGACAUUUCUGUGGAAGAGACCUCUGCCAAAGAAGGGCUCCUCCUGUGGUGCCAGAGAAAGACGGCCCCAUAUAAAAACGUUAACGUGCAGAACUUCCACAUCAGCUGGAAGGAUGGCCUGGCCUUCAAUGCCUUGAUCCACCGGCACAGACCAGAGCUGAUUGAGUAUGACAAGCUGAGAAAGGACGACCCAGUCACUAACCUGAACAAUGCCUUUGAAGUGGCUGAGAAGUACUUAGACAUCCCCAAAAUGCUUGACGCUGAGGACAUCGUGAACACGGCCCGGCCCGACGAGAAGGCCAUAAUGACCUAUGUGUCCAGCUUCUACCAUGCCUUUUCGGGAGCGCAGAAGGCCGAGACUGCUGCCAACCGCAUCUGCAAGGUGCUGGCUGUCAACCAGGAGAAUGAACAUCUGAUGGAGGAUUACGAGAGGCUGGCCAGUGACCUCCUGGAAUGGAUCCGGCGCACCAUCCCCUGGCUGGAGGACCGAGUGCCCCAGAAGACCAUCCAGGAGAUGCAGCAAAAGCUGGAGGAUUUCCGCGACUACCGGCGCGUUCACAAACCGCCCAAGGUGCAGGAGAAGUGCCAGCUGGAGAUCAACUUCAACACACUGCAGACCAAGCUGCGCCUCAGCAACCGGCCCGCCUUCAUGCCCUCCGAGGGCAAGAUGGUCUCGGACAUCAACAAUGGCUGGCAGCACCUGGAGCAGGCCGAGAAGGGCUACGAGGAAUGGCUGCUGAAUGAGAUUCGCCGGCUGGAGCGGCUUGACCACCUGGCAGAGAAGUUCCGACAGAAGGCCUCCAUCCACGAGGCCUGGACGGACGGGAAGGAAGCCAUGCUGAAACACCGGGACUAUGAGACGGCCACCUUGUCAGACAUCAAAGCCCUCAUCCGCAAGCACGAGGCCUUUGAGAGCGACCUGGCUGCACACCAGGACCGUGUGGAGCAGAUCGCCGCCAUCGCACAAGAGCUCAAUGAGCUGGACUACUAUGACUCCCACAAUGUCAACACCCGGUGCCAGAAGAUCUGUGACCAGUGGGACGCUCUGGGCUCACUGACCCACAGCCGCCGGGAAGCCUUGGAGAAAACAGAGAAGCAGCUGGAGACCAUCGACCAGCUGCACCUGGAAUACGCCAAGCGGGCCGCCCCCUUCAACAACUGGAUGGAGAGUGCCAUGGAGGACCUCCAGGACAUGUUCAUCGUGCACACCAUCGAGGAGAUUGAGGGCCUGAUCUCAGCCCACGACCAGUUCAAGUCCACGCUGCCAGAUGCCGACAGGGAGCGGGAGGCCAUCCUGGCCAUCCACAAGGAGGCCCAGAGGAUCGCCGAGAGCAACCACAUCAAACUGUCAGGCAGCAACCCCUACACCACCGUCACCCCCCAGAUCAUCAACUCCAAGUGGGAGAAGGUGCAGCAGCUGGUGCCAAAGCGGGACCAGGCUCUCCUGGAGGAGCAGAGCAAGCAGCAAUCCAACGAGCACCUGCGCCGCCAGUUCGCCAGCCAGGCCAACAUCGUGGGGCCCUGGAUCCAGACCAAGAUGGAGGAGAUCGGGCGCAUCUCCAUCGAGAUGAAUGGGACCCUGGAGGACCAGUUGAGCCACCUGAAGCAGUACGAGCGCAGCAUCGUGGACUACAAGCCCAACCUGGACCUGCUCGAGCAGCAGCACCAGCUCAUCCAGGAGGCCCUCAUCUUUGACAACAAGCACACCAACUACACCAUGGAGCACAUCCGCGUGGGCUGGGAGCAGCUGCUCACCACCAUUGCCCGCACCAUCAAUGAGGUGGAGAACCAGAUCCUCACCCGUGAUGCCAAGGGCAUCAGCCAGGAGCAGAUGCAGGAAUUCCGGGCAUCCUUCAACCACUUCGACAAGGACCACGGUGGGGCACUAGGGCCGGAGGAGUUCAAGGCCUGCCUCAUCAGCCUGGGCUACGACGUGGAGAAUGACCGGCAGGGGGAUGCCGAGUUCAACCGCAUCAUGAGCGUGGUGGACCCCAACCACAGUGGGCUGGUCACCUUCCAAGCCUUCAUCGACUUCAUGUCCAGGGAGACCACAGACACCGACACGGCCGACCAGGUUAUCGCCUCCUUCAAGGUCCUGGCAGGUGACAAGAACUUCAUCACAGCCGAGGAGCUGCGGAGAGAGCUGCCGCCUGACCAGGCCGAGUACUGCAUCGCCCGCAUGGCGCCUUACCAGGGCCCUGACGCUGUGCCCGGUGCCCUGGACUACAAGUCCUUCUCUACAGCCCUGUACGGCGAGAGCGACCUGUGAGGCCCCCGCCACAUUCAGAGAGCCUGACCUGACACCCCCUUCCGGCCUCCCGGUGGGGCCACGGGGAUCCUCCUGCCACCCUCCUCUGACUCUGUAUCUAUGCAAAGUCCUCUCUGUUGUCCUUGGGGGGGGCGGGGGGGUGGGCAGGGAGGGGCUGGGGCCGGCUCUCUUCCUCUCUCUUUGCUGGCCAGGAGGUGCCCGCCCCCCCGCCUUUCCCUCCCUUAAGGGGUUGGGGAGACUUGGGGGUCAGCGCUUUGGUCUGGUAAAUAUAAAUGAUAUGUUGUUUUUGCUUUGUUUUUUAAACUCCGUGGAGGGAACGGUGGAUUCUCACUGCAAAACAGGUCCCCCUCCCAUCCCCGGGAACACCCUGCACACCUUGUGUGUGUGUGUGUCCCCUCCCGCUCCCACCUCCCUGAGGUCCCUCUGUGGCCUCCCACAUCCAGGCCAAAGCCCUAUGUGCCUUGUCCAGGAGCCAGGAACUGCCCCGGCUUGCGAUGGGUCCAGUAGAGGGCGCCACAGCUACCCACCAGGAAAGAGGACCCUGCCCUCCAACCCCACCUCCCACUGGCCACUGCUAUGGGGGUUGUGGCUUGGCAUCCCAUUUUCUGCUGCAAGGGAGCGCAGCUGGGCAAAGUCACCUCUUGCCCCCAGCUGCCCCACACCCCCCGCCAACCCCCAUCUUGCUUUGUCUGAACCUGCAUAUCUCAGAUUUUCUAGGACCAAAAUAAAUAAAUAAAUAAUAAAAAAGAAAAAGAAAAAAAAUCCAUAAAAAGCCUAUUAAAAAAUUUCCAGAGGAUUACUAUUUACUUUAUUAACUUACGGAUUUAUUAUAUAAAUAUAUAUCCACCUAGCAACAUAUCUUUGCUGCCUCUUGCUCUCAUAAUGAAGUCAUAGCUGAUUUACUCCCCUGCCCAAUCUCUCUGUCUGUUGUCUGUUGUUGUAGGGUGUAGGUCUCUGGGGGCCCUCCAGGGGUAUGGAGGGUGGGCUGCUGGCCUGGCUGCCUUUUAGUCGAUGGUUUUAUUCCCCUCCAUGUCUUUUUGAGUUUAUUCUGAUUAUUAUUAUUUUUUUCUUGGUUUCUGGAUAAACCACCCUUCUGGGGACAAGAUAAUAAAGCGCGUAAUAUUUUUAAGAAGUA